Messenger RNA from Engraulis encrasicolus (European anchovy), 4190 nucleotides. RefSeq names its product dnaJ homolog subfamily C member 16-like. NCBI's taxonomy places the organism in Eukaryota, Metazoa, Chordata, Actinopteri, Clupeiformes, Engraulidae. Bases 163 to 2682 code for a protein of 839 amino acids. The record is from RefSeq and is a predicted model, not a curated record. The transcript has 16 exons.
AAGAUCAGAGCUAACUGGUGUGUGAGCAGCCGGUUAGCUCCGUGUUUCACAUUACAUAUAUCAAAUAUUGUUUUAUUAACGUUUUUGUGGAUAUCGAAAUGACAUUGAGGAUAUGUGUUUGAUGUGAAAUCUCCUUUUAAGGUAGUGGUAGCGGUAUUGAGGAUGGUCGGUCCCCCUGCGCUGCCGCGGGCCUGCGGGGUGUUGUGGGUGUCAGUAGCGUUACUUCUGCUGCUGCUACUGGAGCUCCAGCCAUCGGCAGCGGGAGAGUUCGACCCCUAUAAGGUACUUGGUGUCAGCCGGAGGGCCAGCCAACCGGAGAUCAAGAAAGCCUACAAACAACUAGCCAAGGAAUGGCACCCUGACAAGAAUAAAGACCCGGGAGCAGAAGACAUGUUCAUCAAGGUCUCAAAGUCUUACGAGAUUCUGUCCAAUGAGGAGCGCCGCUCCAACUUCGACCGCUUUGGCCAGAUGGACGAGCAACAGCAGCAUCACCAUGGCAACGGCCCAGCUCAGGGUUUCCAUGGUUUCCAGCACGGCAGCUUCUUCUUCGACGAUUCCUUCUUCCACUUCUCACGGUCUGGACGAGACUUUGCAGACUCCAAAUACAUGCUGCACUUCGCCCAGUACAACAACGAGGUGCUGCCAGACAGCUUUAAGAGGCCGUACCUCAUCAAGGUCACAUCAGAGUGGUGUUUCACAUGCAUACACAUCGAACCUGUCUGGAAAGAAGCCGUUAAUGAACUAGAGGCUCUAGGUGUGGGGAUCGGAGUGGUUGAUAUUGGUUACGAACGGCGCUUGGCCAAUCAGCUUGGAGCUCACCGCACCCCCUCCAUCCUGGGAGUCAUCAACGGCCGUGUCGCCGUUUUCCACUCAGCAGUCGUCCGAGAACACCUCAGAACCUUCAUCGAGAACCUGCUACCACAGCGCCAAGUGGAGAAGGUGACGGACAGUAACUACGCCUCGUUCCUGAGCAGCUGGCCUGAGGAGAACAAGCCUGCUGUGCUGCUCUUUGACCAGAUGCCCGACGUCCCCCUGCUCUUCAAGCUGACAGCGUUUGCCUAUAAGGAUUAUGUGCGGUUCGGGUAUGUGGACCAGGGCCUGACUGACACGGCUGAGGUCCAGAGUCAGUUCAACAUCAACACCUACGCACCCACCAUGCUGCUGUUUAAGGAGAACACUCAGAAACCUGCCGACGUCAUUCAGGCCAAAGGCAUGAAGAAGGGGAUCAUUGAUGAGUUUGUGUCUAAUAACCGCUUCCUCGUGGCUCCGAGACUCGUCAACCAGAAACUUUUUGAUGAACUUUGUCCCGUCAAACAGUUCCACCGACGCAGGAAGUACUGUGUGUUGCUGAUGACCAGUGAUGAGGAUUGGUUGUCGCCUAGCAACAGUGCUUUCCUGGCGUUCGCUGCAGCCAACACCAGAGAAGUGAUCCGAUUCGCUUACGUCUCCCAGCGCAGCCAACAGCCGCUAUGCCAUACGCUCCUCAAGGACAGGGACGCCAUAGCACCACAGGUGGUGAUACUGGAGCGUCGCAGCAACACUGGUAAGGUGGUGUAUAAGGAGGUGUUGGGUGGCUGGAACGGGAGUGAAGAUGAUCAGCGGCGGCUUAAUGAACACCUGGAUGUCCUGCAGAGCGACCCCACCUACCUCAACACCCCCGCUACACUACCAGAGCUUAACAACGAACUAGCAUCGAUGUUCCUGGUCCAGUGGAUCUCCUCAGCAUAUGAUUAUGUGGGGCAGCUGUACACAGACCUGCUCUACUCCAACUGGCGGGAGAUGAUGCCGGUCAUGUCUCUGAUCUUCUCUGCUCUCUUCAUCCUGUUUGGAACCGUCAUCAUCCAGGCAUUCAGCAGUGAGUCUGGAGAGGAGAAACCGACAAAGCCGAAACCAAAGGAGACUAACACCUCAUCAGAGGGAACCGAGACGUCCAGCCGGGCUCCUAAGAAGUCGUUUGUGGAGGUCACAGAGCUGACUGAUGUGACGUACACCAGUAACCUGGUGAAGCUGAAGCCGGGUCACAUGAAUGUCGUGCUGGUGCUGACAGAUGCAGCCAAACAAACACUACUCAAGAAGUUCGCUAAAGAGGUCUACUCCUUUUCAGGGAGCCCUAGUCUCCACUACUCCUUCCUGAAUGUGGACAAGCACCACAACUGGAUGUGCAGCCUGCUAGACUCCUCCCCUGACGCCUCAUUGGCCGACCAGCGCGAUGAGGAAGAGGAUGACUCCACCUCUGAGGGCGGGAUCAAGGCAAAGGCUGACUACACGGGCUACGUGCUGGCCAUGAACGGCCAUAAGAAAUACUUCUGUCUGUUCCGACCCGUAUUCACCGGGGACCGAGAUGACGCCGACCACAGUCGCUCUGACGACGACGAUAACUCUGCUAGCGGAGUUAGCUCCGGGUGCUCCGCCAAUAGCAGCAGCAACAGCUCAUCCAAUAGCUGCAGCUCCCGGUCGCGUUCGCGGUCUAGUUCCAGUUCCAGCCGCCGCUCUCGCUCCCGCUCCCGCUCAGGUUCGAGCUCACGAUCACGCAGCUCUCGGCAGCGGCCCACCACCCUGCAGAUCCACCACAAGCUGGACCGGCUGAACCUGUGGAUGGAGCGGCUGCUGGAAGGCACGCUGCCCAGACACUACAUCCCCGCGUGGCCCAGCCAAGACAAGAUCGCCCCUAACAAGAAGUAGACACUGGCAGCCGUCCGCUCGCCUGCCGCGUUAUGCUAACGCUAAUGCUAAUGUUCACACGCUAAUGCAGAGAAAUGCUAACGUUACCAUGGAUGCGGAUGUUGGACACAGUUGCUGAUGUUGGCACAGAUGUUGUUACCAUGAAUGCUGAUGCUAGCUGCAGAAGCUACCGGUAACGAUGGCUUCACCCAACACACGUGCACACGUUACCAUGAUGACGCUGUUUGAGCUGGAAUAUUGCCUCGUCUCACUGAAACAACCUCUUCCCUAAGUGGGGACCUUGAAGCCUGGUUGUGUGUGUGUGUGUGCGUGUGUGUGUGUGUGUGUGUGUGUGUGUGUGUGUGUGUGUGUGUGUGUGUGUGUGUGUGUGUGUGUGCGUGUGUGUGUGUGUGUGUGUGUGCUCUUUUUUAUAUGUUUUUUGAGGAGUGUUGGACUGUCGUCUGGACUGACUGGAUGGGAUGAAAGGGAGCUCCUGUUGUCAUUGCACUGAUGUUCGGGGUCUCUGUAGCUCACAGACCCAUUGUCAUGGUUACCUACCGUUACCCAGAGCGCCCCGAUGCCCCCGCUCCCUGUAGAGCACCUGCUGUGCUUCCUGCUUCUGGGGUCGAGGGCCAUAGGUCAUAGGUCACCCUGGCUUUGCACUCUGAAGCGGUUGCUGUGUCUUCAGAUAUAGGAAUGACGUAAUCACUAAACGCUGCACCCUCCCAGCAUCCCCCUCUCUCCUCACUCUCCAGCCAUUUCUAUCUAAAUUAAAUUAUCUAUCUGAAUUACAAAUAGAUAUAACCUAUGACGUUCUUAAGCAUGACCUGGAUUGCCUAGCUACUGACUCUGGUUUUUGUUCUUCUCGUUUUUAUUAUCAUGAUGUUAGAAACUGAAUGCCUCCUCUUGCCUCUGCAUGCUCUCUUGCCUCUACUGCCCCCCUGCGGCCUUCAGGUGUGUCUGCAGGUAACCAGCCACACCACCCUGGUCCACCGCUGUGGUACGACUCCCUUUCCCCUGUCCUGCACAUCUUCGAUUCCUCUUCCUACCGUGUGUGCUUAUAUCCUGCUUCUGAAACUUCGUCUGCCUCCAACCGACCCCCUCCGUUCCCCCCACCCCCGGUCCCCUUCCCCUGUGUCUCUCCUGUAAUUCCCCUGUAUCCCUCCUGUAAUUCUCCUCUAUUGUAUUCCACCUUUAACUCUCCUCAAUUCCUCCUUCCCCUGUGUUGCUCCCCUCUCUAUGGCACUGUAUCCCUGAGGGUGCUACUCCUCCUCCUGCCUGUGGGUGUCACCACCCUGUCUUGUCACCGUCCCCUUCUCUUCUGCCUCCAUGACGACACAGAGGUGACACGUGCCCUGCUAGAAAUAAGAGUAUAUAGGUAUAAUAAAUAUAACUAUAUAGAUCUAAUAAAUAUAACUUAAAGAUAAAUAAACUGUAGCUUUUUAUUUAUGUUUAAGACAUACAACACUGUGUACGACACUAAUUUAAUUUAAAAUGUUUCUCAUGUGAUCCCUGUAUGUAAAAAAAUA